Messenger RNA from Oncorhynchus kisutch (coho salmon), 3678 nucleotides. It is a transcript of the gene napab, whose product is annotated as N-ethylmaleimide-sensitive factor attachment protein, alpha b. Gene Ontology annotation, cellular component: vacuolar membrane; terminal bouton; synaptobrevin 2-SNAP-25-syntaxin-1a complex. The transcript is spliced from 11 exons. Gene Ontology annotation, biological process: synaptic transmission, glutamatergic; regulation of synaptic vesicle priming; intracellular protein transport. The record is from RefSeq and is a predicted model, not a curated record. The coding region runs from base 105 to 992 and encodes 295 amino acids. Gene Ontology annotation, molecular function: syntaxin binding; soluble NSF attachment protein activity. NCBI's taxonomy places the organism in Eukaryota, Metazoa, Chordata, Actinopteri, Salmoniformes, Salmonidae.
CUGACAUUAAAAAAGAAAAAAUCCACAGAAGAAGAAGAAGACCAAGAACAAGACAUCAACUGCUGCUUUACUACAUUUCUAAAGUAUACCUAGUUGUUACAAACAUGGACAACUCUGGAAAAGAGAAGGAAGCCUCGGCUCUGAUCGCUGAGGCUGAAAAGAAACUGAAAUCUUCUCAGUCGUUUUUCGGGGCGUUGUUUGGAGGCUCAUCCAAGAUGGAGGAGGCCUGUGAUAUGUACGCCAGGGCUGCCAACAUGUACAAGAUGGCGAAGAACUGGUGUGCUGCAGGUAAUGCGUUCUCCCAGGCGGCCCGGCUCCACCUGCAGAUGCAGAGUAAACACGAUGCCGCUACUAACUUCAUAGACGCUGGAAACGCCUUCAAAAAAGCUGACCCACAAGAGGCAAUCAACUGUCUGAACCGAGCCAUCGAGAUCUACACAGACAUGGGACGGUUCACCAUCGCAGCCAAACAUCACAUCUCCAUCGCAGAGAUCUACGAGACGGAGCUGGUGGACAUUGAUACGGCUAUAGCUCACUAUGAACAGGCAGCAGACUACUACAAAGGAGAAGAGUCCACAAGCUCUGCUAACAAGUGCCUUCUGAAGGUGGCUGUCUAUGCAGCUCAACUGGAACAGUACCAGAAGGCCAUAGAGAUCUAUGAACAGGUUGGGACCAAUGCGAUGGACAGCACGUUGCUAAAGUACAGCGCUAAGGACUACUUCUUCAAGGCAGCUCUCUGCCACUUCUGUGUGGACAUGCUCAAUGCCAAACUGGCCUUGCAGAAGUACGAAGAAAUGUUCCCUGCCUUCUCAGAUUCUCGGGAAUGUAAACUGCUGAAGAAACUUCUAGAUGCGUGUGAAGAACAGAAUGUGGAUGUAUAUACUGAUGCCGUGAAGGAAUAUGACACUAUCUCUAGGUUGGACCAGUGGCUGACCACUAUGCUCCUCCGCAUCAAGAAGACCAUAGAGGAAGACGAGAGUGACCUGCGUUAAUGGCCUUAAUGUCACUAGACACCUACCCCCCCCCCCCCCCACCCAAACCCCUAUACCCAUUUCUCCGACCAAAACCUCAUCCAUACCUAGGGCGGUUAAGGCGACCGUAUUCCCACCUCCCCAGCAGUCACCAGUCAUGAUUGCAGUCAAAUUCCCCAUGAGUCAAGGUAAAACUAGGCUUCUCCAAAACUGAGCUGUAAUGCCGCUGUUGGUAAUUGGUAAUCGGCGCUCUAUUGUCCCUGCAAUCACUUAAUGCAAAUACAGUGGAGAAUCAAAUCAAACACUUCCUGAGAGCCCUGGCAGUCAAGAGUUGAGUGGAAUAGGAUCACCUGUUGGGCAGCGAGAGCCAGCUCCUCAUAGCUGGUUGAUGCAUGGAGUUAAAUAUGUGCUCUUUUGGGGCAACAUUUCUAAAGCCUAUGUUAUGCAAUUGCGUGAGGAAAACAGUUUUGAUGGCCUCUGUUAAAAAGAGGAGGAUCCCAUCAGCUUUCUAUAGGCUAGGCCGACUAUUUAUUUCUCAACUUUACUAAUAUUAUUAAGCACGUUACAACCGGAGUCGUCGUCCUGGCUGGCAUGAAAUUGAACCAUGGGAAACGCGUCCUCCAUUUGCCAUUCGAGUGCAUACAGAUGACUUUUUUUUAUUUUUAAAUUGCCCGUUCAGACCGGUGCAUGUUAAUGGGCCAUUCUAAAUCAGAACUCGUUUCACACACAUUAUUUAGUAUUUGUAAAGUUUAAUGGAAAAUAGUCUGAUGGGUGAAAAUAUGAAUCACCUGGGAAUGAUGCCCAAAUUAUUAAUUAUUAUUAUUAUUAUAUAAAAAAUGAUUCAUUAAUGAAUUUAUGGUGAUAGAGUCGGCUAUAUUGAAUGAAUUAGACUUUUUUUUUCUUACCCCCAAAAAUGUAGACGUUCCAGUAGAAGCAUGACAACGAUGGUCCGCGUCAGUGGUCGGCCCGGAGAAGAUGCUUAACGUGUUUAAUGACCGUCACAGCCCUACCCUAGGGUUUCCUAAACUCGGUCCUCCGGACCACAAAGGGGGUCAUGUUUUGGGUUUUUGCACUACACAGCUGAUUUUUUUUAAAUAACCAACUAAGCAUCCAGCUUUAAUCAUUUUGAAUGUGUUGUGUAGUGCUAGGGGGUCCCGAGGACCGAGUUAGGGAAACGCUGCCACCCCCCCCCCCCCCCCCCCCCCCGUUGCCUCAGGCCCUACACCCUGGCUUCUACUCUUGUGCCUUUUUUUUUUACAGCAGAUAGCUCAUCUUGCCUUUGCAGUGUAGCUCAUCUUGCCGCAGUGUAGCUCAUCUUGCCUUUGCAGUGUAGCUCAUCUUGCCUUUGCAGUGUAGCUCAUCUUGCCUUUGCAGUGUAGCUCAUCUUGCCUUUGCAGUGUAGCUCAUCUUGCCUUUGCAGUGUAGCUCAUCUUGCCUUUGCAGUGUAGCUCAUCUUGCCUUUGCAGUGUAGCUCAUCUUGCCUUUGCAGUGUAGCUCAUCUUGCCUUUGCAGUGUAGCUCAUCUUGCCUUUGCAGUGUAGCUCAUCUUGCCUUUGCAGUGUAGCUCAUCUUGCCUUUGCAGUGUAGCUCAUCUUGCCUUUGCAGUGUAGCUCAUCUUGCCUUUGCAGUGUAGCUCAUCUUGCCUUUGCAGUGUAGCUCAUCUUGCCUUUGCAGUGUAGCUCAUCUUGCCUUUGCAGUGUAGCUCAUCUUGCCUUUGCAGUGUAGCUCAUCUUGCCUUUGCAGUGUAGCUCAUCUUGCCUUUGCAGUGUAGCUCAUCUUGCCUUUGCAGUGUAGCUCAUCUUGCCUUUGCAGGGUAGCUCAUCUUGCCUUUGCAGGGUAGCUCAUCUUGCCUUUGCAGUGUAUCUCCUCUCAUCACCCCGGUGUUGAUCAGGUCAUCAACGCUAGUCCCAGUGCCUCUCCUGUUCUGCUGAACAUGGUGCCAAACUGUACCACCGACAGUGAUGGCUGUGGCCAUCAGACGCUAAUCAGAACACUAACUUGUGGACUGUACCAUAGUGGGAGAGUUACUGCAGAGUGCCUUUCAGAAUGAAACCAGACAAUCAUGAUGUGCUGUGGACUGCACACGACAAAGUGCAGAGCUAAUCGGAAGGGGAAUGUCCCUGAUUAAACCCUGUACUCUUUCUGCUUUGGGACCUCAGGAAUGCUGGACUGCUGAACCCGAUUGAGGAAAUACAUGUAUUCACACAGUGGCCUUCAAAGACCUUUAAUAAUUGAUAAUAAAAUGUCAUUUACAAAGUCUUUUUAAACCAGGUUACAGAUAUAGAUGAAUCAAUUACCCAUACAGAAAAUAUCCUAGUUAUGGUUUUACAAUUAAUUUUUUUCAGUUUUCCCAUUUCUAUUCCAAUUCUCUUAUUUCUUUAUUUUCCUUCAAUACUACCUGUGUUUUAUGUCCAUUCAUCUCCUCUCUCCUUUGUGUUACUGACUAUACCAGCUUACUAUACUUUAAAAAGCUUAUUUUUAUUUUUUAUUGGGAAAGCGAUUUGAUUUCAACUUAUUUUGACAUGUAAAGAUAGACAAGCAUUUGAUUAAAGGACGUUGUUUAAGUCCGUGUAUAAAUAUUGGUCUCUUUCUCUUCAAUACAGACGAGCACAGAUGAAUUAAACCUAUAAAGACAGAGACGGUUGUGACUCUGUAAUUAAAAACAUUUAAAUAAAGAAUUGUUGUGGAAAAUAAAACGUAUGAUCACG